AUGGUAAAAAUACCAGGCGACAUCAGUUGGCCUAUCGUUGGCAACAUAAUAUAUUGCCUAAAAUCACCUGUUGAACUGUUUCGAUAUGUGCGGUUGGUGUUCAAAAAAUAUGGACCUAUCUAUCAAAUGCACGCUAUAAAUUGUCAAACCGUAGGAAUAGUGGACCCUAAACUUGUUGAGAUUAUUUUAUCUUCACCUCGGUAUAAUGAAAAAUAUAUACCUUAUAAUUUCCUUAAACCAUGGUUAAAUGAAGGUUUACUAGUAAGCAAUGGCAAAAAGUGGUUUCAUCGACGUAAACUACUAACGCCAGCGUUCCAUUUCAAUAUUUUAAAAAGGUUUACAAUGACUUUUACUGAAAAAACUCAAAUUUUUUUACAACUACUAGAAAAGCAAGUCAGCGAAGAACGAGUGAACAUAAUACCCUUGAUCACUUCUACAACGCUUGAAAUUAUGUGUGAAACUGCAAUGGGAACCUUAAUGCAAGAUGAUAUGAAGUCUGUUGCAAAUAAAUAUUGGAAAGCAAUAGAAAUCAUAGGCUUAUCAGUAUUCAAUAGACUUCGAAAUCCAUUAAUACAUUCCAAUAUCAUUUAUCAAUUGACGAACAAUGCUAAGACACAAAAUAAGGCACUAGCAGACGUGCACUUCUUCACAACAAGAAUAAUCCAAGAAAGAAGAAAUUUCUUAAAAUAUAAUAAUAUAAAUACUUUUGGUGACAGCAAAGAUUAUGGAAAGAAAGGCAAUGUGGCAAUGUUGGAUUUACUCCUUCAGAAUCAAAAAAUAGGAAAUAUAGAUGACGCCGGUGUUAAAGAGGAAGUUGAUACCUUUAUGUUCGAGGGACAUGACACAACGGCGCAAGCAAUAAUUUACUUGCUAAUGUUGAUAGCAAAUGAGACUACAGCUCAAAACAAGAUUUAUGAAGAAAUGAAAUAUAUAUUUGGUGAUUCACAACGGACACCAACGAUGGAGGAUCUACUCAAUAUGAAAUAUUUAGAAUGCUGCAUAAAAGAAAGUUUACGGCUUUACCCAAGCGUACCAAUAAUUAUGAGAUAUUUAAAAGAAGAAACAACUUUAGGUGAUUAUGUUUUACCUUCAAAUACGCACGUCCACAUACCAAUAUACGAUUUGCAUCGUCGCGAAGAUAUCUAUCCAGAGCCCGAAAGUUUUAUCCCUGAAAGAUUUCUUCUAGAAAAUAUUGCAAAACGACACCCUUACGCUUAUAUACCCUUUAGUGCUGGAUCCAGAAACUGCAUAGGUCAAAAAUUCGCCAUGUUAGAAAUGAAAACACUCGUAUCCAGUUUGUUGAGGCGAUUUCGACUGGAAGCUGUGACUAAGCCGAGUGAUCUAAUGUUUCGAACUGAUAUUAUAUUACGUACAGAAGGAAAUCCGAUAUAUGUAAAAUUUCAUAAAAGAGAA
Messenger RNA from Brenthis ino (lesser marbled fritillary), 1413 nucleotides. The record is from the annotation of a GenBank genome assembly. Lineage: Eukaryota; Metazoa; Arthropoda; Insecta; Lepidoptera; Nymphalidae.